AUGCCUAGAUCUUCUCGUACAGGUGAACUGCAAUAUAAUCCUGAGAUAGAGAAGACUGCUCGUGCAUUGAGAAAAGCAACAAGAGAACGAGCAGAGGCAUCCUCCUCAUCUACUGGACAUAAUUCAGUAGUAGAUUUUGUGGAUUCAUUUAGUGAGACAGAAGAGAUAGAUAGCACCAUGGCUAAUGAACGGAAAUUGAGAGAAUUGGCUGUACCAGAUUUAAAUCAACAGCCUCUAUGUAUUACUUAUCCUACAUUAGAGGUUGCACUUGAGUUAAAAUCUGGACUAAUCCAUUUACUUCCUUCUUUUCAUGGCUUACCAGGUGAAGAUCCCCACAAGCAUCUCAAAGAAUUCCAUGUGGUUUGCUUGACAAUGAAACCCCAGGGAGUCACAGAGGAGCAAAUUAAAUUAAGAGCCUUUCCAUUUUCCUUAGCCGAUAAAGCUAAGGAUUGGCUCUAUUAUCUGCCUUCUGGGUCAAUAUCCACAUGGACAGACAUGAAGAAGCAUUUCCUAGAAAAAUUCUUUCCUGCAUCCCGAGCUGCAAGCAUUAGGAAAGACAUCUGUGGAAUUCGACAAUUCAAUGGAGAGACUCUACAUGAAUAUUGGGAAAGAUUCAAGCAACUAUGUGCUAGUUGUCCUCAUCAUCAAAUUCCUGAUCAACUCCUCAUCCAGUAUUUUUAUGAGGGUCUGUCCCAAACUGACAGAAGAAUUAUUGAUGCUGCCAGUGGGGGCUCCUUAGUGAAUAAAACACCCACGGAGGCAAGAAAUUUGAUAUCGAGUAUGGCUGCAAAUGCUCAACAAUUUGGAGACAGGCAAGAUAACACAACUCGUAGAGUCAAUGAGGUAAGUAAUUCUUCAAUAGAGCAAAGAUUAGAUUGUCUAACUUCUUUGGUUGAAAAGUUAGCUAUAGGACAAAUGCAGCAAUUGAAAACAUGUGGAAUCUGCUAUGGUUCGAGUCAUCCAACAGAUAUGUGCCCCACACUCCAAGAUGAUUCGACUGAGCAGGCUAAUGCAGUUGGAUUUCCAGGACCACCUCAGAGGCGGUAUGAUCCCUAUGCAAACACCUAUAAUCCAGGAUGGAGGGAUCAUCCUAAUUUUAAUUAUGCAGCAAGGCCACCAGGAUUUCCACAACAGUCACAAUAUCAACCUAGACCUCAACUUUCACAGCAACAAUCUACUCCUAAAUCAGUUCAUAAUUUGGAGAAUCAAAUGAGCCAGUUAGCUUCCACAGUCAAUAGAUUGGAGUCCCAAUUAUCUGGAAAGCUACCUUCGCAGACAAUUGUCAACCCCAAGCAAAAUGCUAGUGCCAUCACAUUAAGAAGUGGCAAAGAGUUGCCUGAGCCGAGCAAGAGAAUUUCUGAACAAGCAAUCGAGGAAGAGCUCGAAAAAGAUGGGAAUGUGUCUCAACCUAGGGCCUUAGAACAACCAGAUUUUGGAGAAAAAUCAACACAAGUGGUUACACCUCCGCCUCCAUUUCCUAGUCGACUGGCAAAGUCCAAAAAGCAAGAACAAGAACAGGAGAUUUUGGACACUUUUCGAAAAGUUGAGGUAAAUAUCCCUCUUUUAGAUGCAAUUAAACAAAUUCCUAGAUAUGCUAAAUUUUUGAAGGAGUUAUGCACUGGUAAGAAAAAGUUGAAAGGAAAUGAGAAAGUGCAUAUGGGAGAAAAUGUCUCGGCAGUUCUGCAGAAAAAAUUGCCUCCUAAAUGCAAGGAUCCGGGUAUGUUUACUGUCCCUUGCAAAAUAGGCAAUAUUAAAAUUGAAAAAGCUAUGUUGGAUUUGGGUGCUUCGAUAAAUGUUAUGCCUCGUUCUAUUUAUAAUUUGAUGAACGUUGGGCCUUUAAAAGAGACGGGCGUAAUAAUUCAACUUGCUGAUCGAUCAAAUGCCUAUCCUGAUGGAGUUUUAGAGGAUAUUUUAGUGCAAAUUGAUAAUUUGAUUUUUCCUGCAGAUUUUUAUGUGCUUGAUAUGGAGGAUGAUAAUUCUAAUUCAUCUCCAAUGCUGUUAGGGAGACCAUUUUUGAAAACUGCUAGAACAAAAAUUGAUGUUUUCACUGGCACAUUGACUAUGGAAUUUGAUGGUGAUGUUAUUAAAUUUAAUAUUUAUGAUGCUAUGAAAUAUCCUGGUGAAUCUCAUUCAAUUUUUGUUAUAGAUGUAAUUGAUUCUUUGGCGCAGCAAAAUUUUGAAUUUAAUAAUGACGAUGCGUUGAAGGUUGCUAUUUCUACUGAAUUUUCCAAUGUGUCUUACUUGGAAUUACCUUUGUCUCAUUCACAGCUUUUGCCAUCUAUUGUGCAAGCCCCGAAGGUGGAAUUAAAGCAGUUACCGGAUAAUUUAAAGUAUGCAUUCUUGGGAGAUGGAGAUACACUCCCAGUAAUAAUUUCCAGUAAAUUGACUGCUUUAGAGGAAGAAAAAUUAAUUCGGGUGUUAAAGGACCACAAGGAGGCAAUAGGAUGGACAGUGGCUGACAUAAAAGGAUUAAGUCCAGCCACUUGCAUGCACCGCAUCUUGUUAGAAGAUGGUAUAAUCUAUCCUAUUUCGGAUAGUAAGUGGGUAAGUCCUGUUCAAGUAGUUCCUAAAAAGACAGGAAUUACUGUUAUUGAAAAUCCUAAAGGUUUUCUACAAAUUCCAGUGGCGCCUGAAGAUCAAGAGAAAAUCACAUUUACUUGCCCUUUUGGUACAUUUGCCUAUAGACGAAUGCCUUUUGGUCUUUGUAAUGCGCCUGCUACAUUCCAAAUGUGUAUGGAUGUGGUAUUUCAUUUUGAUGAUAAUUGCAAGAGUGCAUUUGACACGCUCAAGGGAUCAUUGACUUCAGCACCAGUGGUUCGACCACCAAACUGGAGUCUUCCUUUCGAGAUAAUGUGUGAUGCCAGCAAUUUUGCUGUUGGUGCAGUACUCGGCCAGAAAGAGGGCAGAGCUUCUUAUGUCAUUUAUUAUGCCUCGAGGACCUUGGAUGCUUUGAAAUAUUUGCUCAACAAGAAAGAGGCCAAACCACGACUUAUAAGGUGGAUUCUCCUACUCCAAGAAUUUGAUCUGGAAAUUAAAGACAAAAGGGGUGCUGAAAAUAUGGUUGUUGAUCACCUCAGUCGUUUGAUCAAUAGUGAAGGACCUGCUCCCUUGAAGGAUAAUUUUCCAGAUGAGCAUCUUUUUGUAGUUCAAAAGACAACUCCCUGGUAUGGCACGCCAAGAGCAAUUAUCAGUGACCGAGGGACACACUUCUGCAAUCGAGUAAUGGAAGCAUUAAUGAAGAAAUAUGGCGUCACUCAUCGGGUUUCUACGUCCUAUCAUCCGCAGACUAGUGGUCAAGCAGAAACCUCCAAUAAAGAAAUCAAGUCGAUACUUGAAAAAACGGUGAAUCCCAAUAGAAAGGAUUGGAGUUUGCGCUUAGAUGAUGCACUUUGA
Coffea eugenioides is the source of this 3393-nucleotide messenger RNA. RefSeq lists its product as uncharacterized. Lineage: Eukaryota; Viridiplantae; Streptophyta; Magnoliopsida; Gentianales; Rubiaceae. Gene Ontology annotation, molecular function: nucleic acid binding. The record is from RefSeq and is a predicted model, not a curated record. The coding region runs from base 1 to 3393 and encodes 1130 amino acids. Gene Ontology annotation, biological process: DNA integration. The transcript is spliced from 8 exons.